This is a messenger RNA of Sabethes cyaneus, 987 nucleotides long. It is a transcript of the gene Ran, whose product is annotated as GTP-binding nuclear protein Ran. The transcript is spliced from 3 exons. Gene Ontology annotation, molecular function: GTP binding; GTPase activity. Gene Ontology annotation, biological process: protein import into nucleus; ribosomal subunit export from nucleus. The record is from RefSeq and is a predicted model, not a curated record. Gene Ontology annotation, cellular component: cytoplasm; nucleus. The coding region runs from base 228 to 872 and encodes 214 amino acids. NCBI's taxonomy places the organism in Eukaryota, Metazoa, Arthropoda, Insecta, Diptera, Culicidae.
CAGCUUCGAGCUUCAACGUUCGUUCGCUUUUCAGUCCGCAUUUUGCAUUUCGAUUGUUCGUUUGUGUGUUUGGCUGAGGAGACGGUGUUUGUUCGCUGGCAGCAAACAGGAGAAACCCAGCAGGAGGAUAAUUAAAGGCAACAGCUGCACGGAAAGUUAUUCAUACUUUGUCUCCAAGAGUCUCACUCAUUCGAUUCACAAACACAAGCGAUCGCAACAACGAAACGAUGGCUGAAGCUGAUAUGCCAACGUUCAAGUGCGUCCUGGUCGGGGAUGGCGGCACCGGGAAAACUACCUUCGUCAAGCGUCACAUGACGGGAGAGUUCGAGAAAAAGUAUGUGGCCACGCUCGGCGUUGAGGUGCAUCCGCUCGUGUUUCACACGAACCGUGGCGCUAUACGGUUCAACGUUUGGGACACGGCCGGUCAGGAGAAAUUCGGCGGCCUACGAGACGGUUACUACAUUCAGGGACAGUGUGCCAUCAUUAUGUUCGACGUGACAUCCCGCGUAACGUACAAGAAUGUCCCCAACUGGCACCGGGAUUUGGUUCGAGUGUGCGAAAAUAUUCCCAUCGUCCUGUGCGGCAACAAAGUCGACAUCAAGGACCGCAAAGUGAAAGCCAAGGCUAUCGUAUUCCAUCGGAAGAAGAAUUUGCAGUACUACGACAUUUCCGCCAAGUCUAACUACAACUUCGAGAAGCCAUUUUUGUGGCUGGCACGAAAGCUGGUCGGCGACCCGAACCUGGAGUUCGUGGCAAUGCCCGCCCUGCUGCCACCGGAGGUCAAAAUGGACAAAGAUUGGCAGCAACAGAUCGAGAAGGAUCUGCAGGAAGCGCAAGCCACCGCGUUACCCGACGAGGAUGAGGAUCUGUAAGAAACUAUCGGUAAGGUGUGCGACCGCAACCUUUCUAUCCACACAGUACAGUACAGUGAAUGAUACAUUUAACAAUAAACCCAGCAAAAAAAAACCACAAAACAAAAAGCCUGAA